Messenger RNA from Acaromyces ingoldii, 1038 nucleotides. RefSeq lists its product as hypothetical. The transcript is spliced from 5 exons. The record is from RefSeq and is a predicted model, not a curated record. NCBI's taxonomy places the organism in Eukaryota, Fungi, Basidiomycota, Exobasidiomycetes, Exobasidiales, Cryptobasidiaceae. The coding region runs from base 165 to 959 and encodes 264 amino acids.
GGAUGUCUUCGCCGAGCUUCCUGAUCUGGCUUGCACAUUGGGCCAAAAAAGAUUGGCUGGAACAGACGCUGGAGGUGGAAAGGGAAGAUCAAUCAAUCGAAGAUCUUAGAAUCCAGCAGAGCACCGCCUUGCCAUAAGGUCGCGUCAAUGAGCCUGAUUCGUACAUGAUCAAGUUAAUCGUCAGCAUGUCAACCAGUGCCCAUCUUCUUUCGAUUCUGAUCAGAUCAAAUCAUGUCCUCUUCGAUGGAACUGGCCUGCUCUCCGUGCUCGAUCGCUUUCUGGAAAGACUUGCUUUAAAAGGCCAUGACGCCGUGGGCAUGACGGAAGACGACUACAAUUCAGGCGAGCCUUAUGGAGACCUUGGCAAGCGGCUGAUUGAGUCCAAAGUGGGCUUGCCCCUCAACGAGUCAUUUGCCGGCAAAAUGAAGCCUUGGCCCAGAGACGCAUUGCCCACAAAGUCGCAUCGGUUCAGGCUUGACAAGGAGACCAGCAAAGACUUCCUUCGAGCAUGCAAGGAGAGAGGCUUGACAGCCACCUACGGCAUUGGAGCAUGUCUCAUUUUGGCAACUCUGGAGCUCUUUCGCACGGAAGAGGAAAUCUCCAUGGGCCAUGACGAUGCGGUCAUGGUGGUCACCUUCAACCUGCGCAGAUGGGUGGCAGAGGAGGAGGGCCUUAAGGGAACAGCAUCAAGCGCUGAGACGGGCUUGCUUAUCGCGUCUACGGGCUUAUUUGACUGCAUGAUAGCCGAAGGAAGAAUGGAAGUAGAGCAUUGCCUUUGGUUCAUCGCCGAGCAGCUCAAAGAGUUCUUCACGGAUCGGCUCAAGCAGAUCUCUUGCUUCGCAGGCAAAGGCGCCCACGGAUUCUGGCAUGCCUACAACCAGGAGGCAGCCGCGAUGGCAAGCGGUCAGAGCGAAACCCCGUUAAGACUGGCAUUGGGCUCAACAGCGUUGGCAUCGUAGAGGCUUACCUCAAGCGAUCCUAUGGUACUGGCCACGGUGGGCAGAAUGGCGACCAUACGUUCGUUGUACAGGAUUGCCA